Molecule: messenger RNA, 1113 nt
Organism: Rhipicephalus sanguineus (brown dog tick)
Lineage: Eukaryota; Metazoa; Arthropoda; Arachnida; Ixodida; Ixodidae
Product: putative nuclease HARBI1
Exons: 3
Coding region: 1-1113 (370 amino acids)
Source: RefSeq, a predicted model, not a curated record
AUGGCAGACGUACCGUCACUUGACUGCUUUUUGGAAUUCGUUUUUCAUGUUCGUGAUGUUUCCGGCGAACUUGCAAGCGAGUCAGAUGCCACAAAUUGUGUGCCUAGGCACUGGUUAAGGGAUCGCUUGAACCCUUUAGAAGAGUACAGUGACACGGAGUUUCUCUCAAGGUUUCGCUUUACGAAGAGCACCGUAGCAAGUCUCCUGACAUCUCUUCCGCUCAAGUCGAGCACGGACAACCACGGUCGGCCAGUGCCUCCCACAUUGGAGCUUCUCAUUGCGUUGCGCUUUUACGGCGCAGGUACAUUCCAAGUCGUCUCUGGAGAUUUGGUAAAUGUGUCACAGUCCACAGUCAGCCGUGUUGUAGGGCGCAUCUCACGGCUCAUUGCAAGCUCCCUCUUUCCUACUGUUGUGAAGUUUCCUCAGACUUCUGAAGAAUGCAAGGAAGCGAUGAGAAAAUUCUACGAAAUCGGCGGAUUUCCAGGCGUUGCAGGGUGCAUCGAUUGUAUUCAUAUUCGAAUAAAGAGCCCCGGCGGACCAAAUGCAGAGGUCUACAGGAAUCGGAAAGGCUACUUCUCGAUCAACGUGCAGGCCAUCACUGGGCCCCAGCUUCAAAUUCUGGAUGUUGUGAUCGGCUGGCCGGGAUCUGUGCACGACAGUAGAAUUUUUGACAACAGUCGAGCAAGAGUCCUGUUCGAGACCGAAAGGCUACCUGGUGUACUGCUUGGCGAUGCAGGAUAUGCUUGCACAUCAUUCUUGAUGACGCCGUUCUCCAAACCAGGACCAUCAAACAGCCCCGAGACCCGGUACCAAGCUGCCCACAAACGAACACGGAACACAGUGGAGCGAGCGUUCGGUAUAUGGAAGCGACGUUUUCCGUGUCUUCACAUGAAGCUUCAGAACCGGCUUGACAACACGCUGCUUAUAAUCACAGCGUGCGCUGCUCUCCACAAUGUAGCCUGCAUGCGUAACGAGCCAUACCCUCCCAUCAUAUCGUUUCCAGCUACACAACGGCCACAGCAGCCGCAGCGGCAUCUGCCCCUGCUGACUCCCGUCGAUACCUUAAGCGGCAGCAGAGCACGUGCUCGCCUUACCGCGAGGUGCUUUUCGUAA